This is a messenger RNA of Diorhabda sublineata, 3336 nucleotides long. RefSeq names its product LIM/homeobox protein Lhx5 (gene Lim1). Gene Ontology annotation, biological process: neuron differentiation; regulation of transcription by RNA polymerase II. The transcript has 7 exons. Gene Ontology annotation, molecular function: DNA-binding transcription factor activity, RNA polymerase II-specific; RNA polymerase II transcription regulatory region sequence-specific DNA binding. Lineage: Eukaryota; Metazoa; Arthropoda; Insecta; Coleoptera; Chrysomelidae. The coding region runs from base 347 to 1657 and encodes 436 amino acids. The record is from RefSeq and is a predicted model, not a curated record. Gene Ontology annotation, cellular component: nucleus.
AGUCUAUGCCAACAACCGACAACGCAGACACCGCAACCACAACAGGACGUUUCUAAAAAUUUGUUCUUUAACGUUGUCGGUACGGAUAUUUCGUCGUGUCUCGCGAACGGUUAUCUCGAAGGACUAAAUCGGGUGACUAGAGUGUACGUAUCUUUUAUUUCUCAGUGUUUUUGUGUGUGGAAGUGAAUAUUUGGCCAAUCUGGCGGCGUACCUUGAAGGAGGUCCCGCAAUUGCCCCUGUGGGGACCCUCACGUUAAGGGCCGGGUUGGCCCAUGUGCCUAUCGGGCCCAACUCUGGUUAUUUACAUUCAACCCACAAUAUAGGUAGAUUCGAGCCAGCCGCAGGGAUGCUGAUAGCCUGCGCGGGCUGCGAAAAGCCUAUACUCGAUAAAUUUUUGCUAAACGUCUUGGAAAGGACCUGGCACGCCGAUUGCGUCAGGUGCCACGACUGCCAUGUUCCUUUGACCGAUAAAUGUUUUUCCAGGGAGAGCAAAUUGUUCUGUAGGAGUGACUUUUUUAAAAGGUACGGUACUAAAUGCGGUGGCUGCGGUCAGGGGAUUUCGCCGAGUGACUUAGUGAGAAAAGCGAGAGACAAAGUGUUCCACUUGAAUUGUUUCACCUGUCUGGUGUGCAGGAAACAGCUUUCCACCGGAGAAGAACUCUACGUCCUGGACGACAACAAAUUCAUCUGCAAAGAAGAUUAUCUGAGCGGAAACAAGGCAGCUGUGAUUACUUCGCAUCAUCAGGAAUCUCUGAUGGGUUCGGCGUCUGAAGAUGAAGAAGAUGACGAAAAUAGUACAACUUCCUCAGUCGUUAAACACCAUUCAAUACACGGUUCACUCCCUCCAGCCCCCGGCGAAACAAAUAACAAUUCUCUCCCCCCCGACAUCAGUAGUUCCCUUGGACAGGAUUCUAAAACUGGUCAAGAUGAUUCAGAAGAUCAAAAUUCCCUCGACGGUGAUCCAGAAACGAGGGAUUCCCAAACGGAAAAUAAAAGUCCUGAUGAUAGUAGCGCGGGUUCGAAACGUAGGGGACCUAGAACAACGAUAAAAGCGAAACAAUUAGAAAUUCUGAAGACGGCUUUCUCGCAAACGCCGAAACCUACGAGGCAUAUACGGGAACAAUUAGCGAAAGAGACAGGAUUACCUAUGAGGGUGAUACAGGUGUGGUUUCAAAAUAAACGAUCGAAAGAAAGACGUUUGAAGCAAUUGACAUCAAUGGGACGAGGGCCGUUUUUUGGGGGUUCUCGAAAAAUGCGCGGAUUCCCUAUGAACCUCUCUCCAGGCGGUUUGGAAGAUGGUCCAGCGGGUUUUCCUUAUUUCGCAGAUGGAAAAUUCGAAUUCGGUUACGGCGCUCCGCCUUUCCAUCCGCACGACGGAGCUUUCUUCGCUGGACACCAUCCUGGAGGAGGACCCGGAGGACCAGGAAUGACGUUCGCUCAAGCGGGUGGUCCGAUGGAUCAUGGUCCCAUGCCGAUGAGCGCAGGUGAUUUUAGUGCAAUGGCUAACGAACAGGGUCAGUUCAUGGGCCAACCGGGCCCCGGACCGGAUAUGAUGCAGGGUAAUAAUGGCGGCGGUAGAGGUGGUAGUCCUGAAUUUAUGUCAUCGGGUAAUUUCUCCGAUAACCCCCAACAAUUAAAUGAAGGACUCGUCUGGUAGCUGGCAAAAGCUCUGGCCAAAAGGGCCAGAGAAUAAUGAUAGCUUAUUUUGUAAAUAGAUAAUUUUAUUUGUAUAUCAAAGUUUAUUUCAAUCGAAAAACAAAUUUUUAUUUAAAAAUUAUGUCUCUAUUGCUGUUUCGAAAUAUUUUAUUCAACCUUUCAAUAUGUAUUUAGAGAAAACGAACUUUUUCUACGACAAAAUUCUUGUUGAAAUCGAAAUAGCAAUUGGGAUAAUUUAAAAACAAAAAUAUAUAUAUUUAUUGUUUAGUAAUUUGGUAUUUUAAUGGGAUAUUUCAUAUAAAUUGUCCAAUUUUCCAAAUAUCUCAAAAUUUAUUAUCGAUUGACUUGUUAACAGGUCCGGUUUAAGAGAAGGACAUCUUUCAAAUCAACUAUGGGGAGGUUCUGUUUGUUAACAUUAAUAUUUUAUUUCAAAUAAUUCCCUUUAUCGAUUUUAUUUAUAUAUUUUCAUUGAAUUUACUUUGUGUCACAAUAAAUUUAAAAAAAUUCGAGUCAUAAAAAUUGAAUCCCACUAGCAACACGCCACGCCACCCCUCGCCAUGUAUCCAAUAUGUGUGCAUAUGUUUUUCCAUUUAAUUUAAUUGUCUGUGUACACCCUCAGCCUAUGCCACGCCACUCCACACUACGCCACGCUAUCCCACGUGAGACGAUUCAAAAGUCACAGAUAUAACCGACGCGUGUUAAGACUUGUGAAUGCCCCUCUCAUGUUUUUCACGAUUUUUAUAGAUUUUUUGGACCGAAAAUCUUCUUUUUCUCUUGUUAGGUCACUAAACGAACUACUACUUCUGCUACUGAAAAUUUCUCUUUUUAAAUUAUAGAAUGAAAUAAGCGUGGUGUAUUACUAAUGUAUACACGUGAAUCGACGUCACAGGGCGUGGGAUGGCGUGGCGGGGCGUGUUUCUAGUGGGUUUCAACUUUUAUUUGUUGGUUGAAGGAUUCCAGAUCUCUAGAUCCGGCUCUGCUUGUUAAAAAACAACAACGAGAGUAACGUCCAUUUAAUUAAUAUAAAUAAAACUAAUUAUAUGAACAAAAUCAUAUUUAUUAUCAUAUCAUAACUUCCAGAAAGAUUGAAGAAAUGAAAAAAUAUUUCAAUAUAAGAAUCAGAAUUUCUACACAAGGUAAAGACAAAAACGAAACAGAUAAAAUAACAAAUAACAAAAACUAAGAAGUUAAAAACAAGCACCAAGCACCAGGCUUCCAACUUCUUUAAUGCGAAGAAAUAAUGUCCAUUUUUGAUCUCAUUUCUGAGACUAUUCAUUUCGCCAAGGUUCUAGUAUCCCACCACUAGGUUUGUCCACUUUUUAGACGUUUUGAUUGCUUUUGUAGGUCACUUAACUUUUUCUGUAGCAGCGCUAGUCUCGUUACUUAUUAACCACCCCUCGUAUUCCAAAAACUUUGACACCUGUCCAGCAGUCUCUUGCUGCUAAGUGGAUUCCAUAUGGCCCUGAUAUAUUCUGGAGAGAAGAAAGAUUUGCCACUGGAGGAGAGAUACUGGUUAUCAAGAAGACGAACUGGUGAGGAAACUGAUAGAAAAACGUGUAGAAGUUUGUAGUAAUUGAUGCCUGGGGUAUAAAGAUUAUUUGUGCAAAUAUGAGACGUUGGGAUUCAAAUUGAACCAACCUCUUCAGCUAUUAUAUUGAGAUUGUCUCAUUUCCACUCCAU